AUGUGGGCUCGUGACAGUUUACCCCCGGCGAUGAUAAUCUUCCUGACGCUGGAUGUUAUCGCCGUUGGCCUACGAGUGUUCGUUCGGACCCGUAUGAGCAAGUCAUUCGGCUACGAUGAUUGGGCCAUGUUGCUUGCUGUCGCGGGUUAUAUCACACUCUGCGGCCUCACCUUCACAUCGAUUGAAAAUGGAUACGGGUCUGCAGAAAUUAGACCCGAAUGGGAUCCCAUCAAGGCUGUCAAGUUUUUCGUCGCUUCAACAUUGACCUAUGUCAUUCUCGUUUACGUCGCUAAGGUCAGCGUAGCCCUAGUUCUGUACCGAAUUGCAUCCAACAAUAAGCCAAUCCGGAGACUACUAGCCGGCUCUAUAGUGGUACUCACAAUAUGGACUAUCGUUACCAUCCUCCUAGUUGCUCUACAGUGUACGCCUCUCUCCGUAGCCUGGGGUGAAGGCACUGGGACCUGUUUGCCGGCGUACGUGUUUGCAAACAUUGGAUAUUCUGUAUCAGCUAUGGAUAUUGCUUCGAGCUUUUUAUAUGCGGGUCUUCCCAUUAUACUGCUGCGAAAUGUUCAGCUAAGUACGAGAAUGAAAGCGUCGGUUAUUAUUUUGCUUGGAUUAGGUGUGGUUAGCUCCAUCGUGACCGUAAUCCGGCUUAAGGGGUUUAUCGACGUGAGCCACCUAACGUCUGCAACCGGUGUCGAGGCUUCUAACGCUUACCUUGCAACAUUCAUUUAUUCUGUUAUCGAACUCGGGUUGACGAUAUUUACCGCGUCACUUGCUGCUCUGCGGCCCCUGCUUAAGUUUCUGCCAUUCGGGGCUUCUAGUAACUCAAAGAAAGCCCCUGGGCUGCGCAUGGAUAUGGGCCCUCCUGUCAAGUUAGAUGACAUGAACACGACAGGUAGUCAGGAACACAUCAUACCCCCCGGACAAAUCCAGAAGAUAACCCAUUACCAGGUCGAUUACGCGGAUGUCUAG
Molecule: messenger RNA, 975 nt
Organism: Hypoxylon fragiforme
Lineage: Eukaryota; Fungi; Ascomycota; Sordariomycetes; Xylariales; Hypoxylaceae
Exons: 6
Coding region: 1-975 (324 amino acids)
Source: RefSeq, a predicted model, not a curated record